GUUUUGCGUGAUGAUCACAUCUGGCUACGUUCGCGUGGAAUGGGGAGGGAGGCCACGGGGACUCCGCGUGCGGUACCCGCAGGCUCCAUACACUCUUGACGUGGAUGAGGUGGACGCUUCAAAACCGGAAUAUGCCCAAGGGACUAGUAAAAACGCGGCCUCCUCUUCGGGCUCGGCAGCUGCAGGUGGAGGAAGCGCGAAAACAAAAUCUACACCCACAAAGAACGUAGCCAAGAAC
Molecule: messenger RNA, 238 nt
Organism: Amoebophrya sp. A25
Lineage: Eukaryota; Dinophyceae; Syndiniales; Amoebophryaceae
Source: the annotation of a GenBank genome assembly